AUGGCCACUUCCAGCAGCUUGAAACUGGUGGAGACCCGGGCGCUGGGGUCCGACUGGAGGCACCUCUGUACGGUACUGCUGUACGCGCCCAAUCCAGGGAUGCUCUACGGGCGCAUCCCGCUGCGCUACACCGUGCUGAUGGUCAUGCGCUUUGAUGGGCGCCUGGGCUUCCCCGGCGGCUUCGUGAACACUCAUCACCACAGCCUGGAGGACGGGCUGAACCGGGAGCUGUCCAAGAAACUGGGCAAGGCGGUGUCCACCUUCCGCGUGGAGCGCGCCGACUACCGGAGCUCCCAGACCGACGUCAAAACGAACGUGGUGGGCCACUUCUACACCAAGAAGCUGACGCUCGCGCAGCUGCACGCCGUGGAGACCGGAGCCUCCGAAGCCAGGGCGCACGGGCUGGAGGUGCUGGGCCUGGUGCGGGUACCCCUGUAUACCCUGCAGGAUGGUGUGGGAGGCCUACCCACCUUCCUGGAGAACUCCUUUAUUGGCACUGCCCGAGAGCAGCUCCUGGAUGCCCUCCAGGACUUGGAACUGGUGGAGCCUGACUAUAUCUCAGGCCUCAAGGCUGCGAUUGCCCACUAG
This is a messenger RNA of Jaculus jaculus (lesser Egyptian jerboa), 588 nucleotides long. RefSeq names its product U8 snoRNA-decapping enzyme-like. Lineage: Eukaryota; Metazoa; Chordata; Mammalia; Rodentia; Dipodidae. The transcript is spliced from 3 exons. Gene Ontology annotation, molecular function: snoRNA binding; phosphodiesterase decapping endonuclease activity. Gene Ontology annotation, biological process: sno(s)RNA catabolic process; mRNA catabolic process. The record is from RefSeq and is a predicted model, not a curated record. The coding region runs from base 1 to 588 and encodes 195 amino acids. Gene Ontology annotation, cellular component: nucleus.